Molecule: messenger RNA, 694 nt
Organism: Chara braunii
Lineage: Eukaryota; Viridiplantae; Streptophyta; Charophyceae; Charales; Characeae
Source: the annotation of a GenBank genome assembly
UUGCAGAAGAUCAAUGAACCAACUCGUACCUGCACUCCGAUCGUGUCGUCUUCGGUUCAUCUGAACGGAUAUGUGGGGAACAAUGGAUGGACUACCAACUUCAGUACAUGGUAGCCACAACAUUCCGAGCCGAAGCAUGCCAAGCAUAAGCGCACCGAACAAAAGCAGAUUGGGAAAUGUAAUCCCUCCACAUUCCAAGAGAGGACGAACGAAGAUUAAUCGCAACGCGUCGGCAACGAAGUCGAAGGCAAAACGGAGCAUUAAUUUCGGGGUCGAACCGAUGACGGACAUGCAGCUCAUUCGUCUUCACUACACGAACCUGAAGGUCUUAUACAAGAUGCAUGACAUCAGGUACAAGGACAAGCCGCAAGCGAUCUCGGCAUUGAGGCAAGUUCCUGUAUUGAUCGCCUACAAGGGGCGGGACUUCAACCGGGAUUUUGAUCUUGAAACACAGAUCAUGCCAGAUCCAGAUAACAUCAAAGUGUCCAAUACAACUGGCGGCGACACAAGUGAGGAUGAUUACGAGAGCCUUAGUACAAGAUCAAGCGGGAGUGAUGAGUAUGACUCAUCCGACAUAUCUUCGAGCGCCGAAGAUCUGUCGGGAAGGUAGAAGACACCUCAGCAUCAGGCGACCUCACCACGACACAGAAGUGGGAGCAGAUACACAGGCUAUCAAUGAAAAUUGAGCAACUAG